AGGGAAGUCACUAAUGGCUGUCCUAGAGUCUCUUGUUCUCUUCAAAACAGCUGUCCAUACUUUCAUGCAUAUUGAAGUUCAACAAAACAAAACAGGCAGGGGGAGAUGGGUUGCUUAGUUUUCCACUGCUCCAGGUCCCAGCAAGGCGCGGGUCCCAGAAAGACAUCUCUUUAGGCUCCUGCUUGAAACCAGCAGCAUCAGGAGGCUGCCGGCCUUGAUUCAGGGCCAUAGGGUGGCCGGUGUUGACAGUCUGCUAAAGUAUUUCGCUUUAUCCUGAGUCAGUGGGAAGCCUUUUGAGAGUUUAAAGUAGAGAAGGAACAUUAUCUGAUGUGGGCGUUAGGAAGUCACUUUAACAAGGCUGGAAAAAAAGGAGUAAAAUUAGAGAAGGGGGGUCCAGUUGGAAAAUAUUGAUAAUUCCAUACAAUUAACAAGUAGUCUUCAUUUUGUCAAUGUCCGGUUGAGACCCCACGAGGAAAUGAACUCAGUGAGGCUCAGCUACUUGGGCGAGGUCACGGCAAAUUGGUGCUCUGUCCUGGGAAUUCAGACAUCCUUUUGCAGCCGCCAGCUCCAGGUGACUUCUCUUAAAUCCGGCAUCUGUAAAAGAUCCGACCUAGUAGGGAUGGUGAUUAGGAUUCGCUACUCCUGUUCUUUCGCAGCGGAAAGGCUGAGAUGGCCGAGAUUAAAAAUUCCUGGGCACAAAAGAUCGGGCGGGAGAAAAGAGGCGGGAAGAAGGAGUUUGGGUCUCCGCGGCCACCGUAGGCACAACACUCUGGUUCCCAUGGCAACAACGCGAAGGAGCGCCAAGAUUCUGGGCGGUGUUGGCUCCUUGGCGGUUUGGACCCUGCGCAGCGCGGUAUCUCCGAAUUGCUGGCAGCUGGGAGGGCGCAGGUGACGGGAUCGCUGGAUGGAGGGCGCCCAGCUCCUGGACUGGCUGGCCCUGCCCUGCCCCAUGGACCCCUGCCCCUUGUCUCCCCUUCCUCCUGUACUCAUCCAGGCCUCCUCUAACCUGUGGAAUCCAACCCCGGCUCCUGUCAGCAGCCCUUCCCUGCUGCUCCCCAUCCCUGCCAUCGUCUUCAUCACUGUGGGCAUCUACUUGUUGCUGCUGGGCCUAGUGCUGCUGACUAGGCACUGCCUGCUGGCCCAGGGCUGCUGCACAGACUUCAGUUCCCCCUGCAGGAAGCAAGACACCUCAGAGCCCCAGGACUGUUGCUGGACCUGUGCAGAAGCCUGCGAUUUUCCUCUGCCCAACCCAGCUGGCUACCUGGAUGCUUGCUGCCCUCAGCCCAGUGAAGCUGAUUGGGCCCCGCGAUGUCCACGAUGCUGCCCGCUCUGUGACUGUGCCUGUGCGUGCCAACUUCCUGACUGCCAGAGCCUCAACUGUCUCUGCUUUGAGAUCAAGCUCCGAUGAGGACCCUAGGGCCCUGCCCUUUGGGGAGCGGCCAGCCCCCAGGGCCCACGUGCCCCCUAGCCUAAGGGCUCUCAGGACACCUCUCUCCAGCCCAUGGGAACCACAAAUGGCAGGCCCAGCUCACCAGCAUUGGAGCACCUGGCUCCCUACAGGGCAAGACUCAAGACCCCCUGGCCAGCUGGACUGUAGCUCAUUUGGAAGGCUGGAA
Cavia porcellus (domestic guinea pig) is the source of this 1616-nucleotide messenger RNA. RefSeq names its product keratin-associated protein 10-2. Bases 905 to 1408 code for a protein of 167 amino acids. The record is from RefSeq and is a predicted model, not a curated record. The transcript has 5 exons. NCBI's taxonomy places the organism in Eukaryota, Metazoa, Chordata, Mammalia, Rodentia, Caviidae.